CGGGCUGCCGCCGGCACCCAGAGCACUCUGGGCUCUGUGCUGCCCGACAGGCGUCCCGGGCCCCGGAGCCGCGCGUCCAAGGGGCGCAGCAGGGACUUACCGCAAUAUGCGCAUGGGGACCCGGCACUGAGAGGCGGCGGCGAUGUGGCGAGGCGAGUCCCCAGGCCCCUCCUGGGGACCGCUGCUGGCGCUGGUGCUGGUGCUGACGCUGGGCGGACUUCCAAGAGUGAGGGGCUUCGAGGAAGAGCCAGGCGGCGCGCAUGGCGCAAGCCAGGGAUUCCAGGUAGUCACCUUUAAAUGGCACCACGUCCAGGACCCCUACAUCAUCGCGCUCUGGAUCCUCGUGGCCAGCUUAGCCAAAAUUGUGUUCCACCUGUCCCACAAGGUCACCAGCGUCGUCCCUGAGAGCGCUCUGCUCAUUGUGCUGGGCCUGGUGCUGGGCGGCAUCGUCUGGGCGGCUGACCACAUUGCCUCCUUCACGCUCACGCCCACGGUCUUCUUCUUCUACCUGCUGCCCCCCAUUGUGCUGGACGCUGGCUACUUCAUGCCCAACCGGCUCUUCUUUGGCAACCUGGGCACCAUCCUACUGUAUGCUGUCAUCGGCACCGUGUGGAACGCGGCCACCACGGGCCUGUCGCUCUAUGGGGUCUUCCUCAGCGGCCUGAUGGGUGAGCUGAAGAUCGGGCUGCUGGACUUCCUGCUCUUCGGCAGCCUGAUCGCAGCAGUGGACCCGGUGGCCGUCCUGGCCGUGUUUGAGGAGGUGCACGUCAACGAGGUCCUGUUCAUCAUCGUGUUCGGGGAGUCACUGCUGAACGACGCCGUGACCGUGGUCCUAUACAAUGUCUUUGAGUCUUUCGUGACACUGGGUGGUGACGAGGUGACCGGCGUGGACUGUGUGAAAGGCAUAGUGUCCUUCUUCGUGGUGAGCCUGGGGGGCACUCUGGUGGGCGUCGUCUUCGCCUUCCUGCUGUCCCUGGUCACGCGCUUCACCAAGCACGUGCGCAUCAUCGAGCCCGGCUUCGUCUUCGUCAUCUCCUACCUGUCCUACCUGACCUCCGAGAUGCUGUCCCUGUCGGCCAUCCUCGCCAUCACCUUCUGUGGCAUCUGCUGCCAGAAGUACGUGAAGGCCAACAUCUCGGAGCAGUCGGCCACCACCGUGCGCUACACCAUGAAGAUGCUGGCCAGCGGGGCUGAGACCAUCAUCUUCAUGUUCCUGGGCAUCUCAGCCGUGGACCCUCUCAUCUGGACCUGGAACACAGCCUUCGUGCUGCUCACGCUGGUCUUCAUCUCUGUGUACCGGGCCAUUGGUGUUGUCCUGCAGACCUGGAUCCUGAACCGGUACCGCAUGGUGCAGCUGGAACCCAUCGACCAGGUGGUCAUGUCCUACGGUGGCCUGCGCGGAGCCGUGGCCUACGCCCUGGUGGUGCUGCUGGAUGAGAACAAGGUCAAGGAGAAGAACCUGUUCGUCAGCACCACCAUCAUCGUGGUCUUCUUCACGGUCAUCUUCCAGGGCCUGACCAUCAAGCCUCUGGUGCAGUGGCUGAAGGUGAAGAGGAGUGAGCAGCGAGAGCCCAAGCUCAACGAGAAGCUGCACGGCCGGGCAUUCGACCACAUCCUCUCUGCCAUUGAGGACAUCUCAGGACAAAUCGGACACAAUUACCUCAGAGAUAAGUGGUCCAAUUUUGAUAGGAAGUUCCUCAGCAAGGUCCUGAUGAGACGGUCAGCCCAGAAGUCUCGAGAUCGGAUUCUGAAUGUCUUCCACGAGCUGAACUUGAAGGAUGCCAUCAGCUAUGUGGCUGAGGGAGAGCGGCGCGGGUCUCUGGCCUUCAUCCGCUCCCCAAGCACCGACAACAUGGUCAACGUUGACUUCAGCACACCACGCCCGUCCACCGUGGAGGCCUCUGUGUCCUACCUCCUGAGGGAAAAUGUCAGCGCCGUGUGCCUGGACAUGCAGUCCCUGGAGCAGAGGCGGAGGAGCAUCCGAGACACGGAGGACAUGGUCACCCACCACACACUGCAGCAGUACCUGUACAAGCCCCGGCAGGAGUACAAGCAUCUCUACAGUCGGCACGAGUUAACUCCAAACGAGAAUGAGAAGCAGGACAAGGAGAUCUUCCACAGGACAAUGCGGAAACGCCUGGAGUCCUUCAAGUCUGCUAAGCUAGGGAUCAACCAAAACAAGAAGGCAGCGAAGCUGUACAAGAGGGAGCGCGCGCAGAAGCGGAGGAACAGCAGCAUCCCCAAUGGGAAGCUGCCCGUGGAGAGCCCAGUGCACAACUUCACCAUCAAGGAGAAAGAUUUGGAACUUUCAGACCCAGAGGAGGCCCCUGACUAUGAAGCAGAGACCAGUGGGGGCAUCGAGUUCCUGGCCAGCGUCACAAAGGACACUGCCUCUGAUUCCCCAGCAGGUGACACCGGUUCCGACACGCCGCUGAUUGGACACUCGUCCCCGCGUGGUGGGUCGCCCGCUGUUUCCCAGCAGCCCCCGUUGCCGGCGCGUCUCCCGCGGCCGCACGCCCCGAGCCCCGCCCCGCCCGAGAACGCCGCGCCGGUGCCGGCAGCGCGGUCCUCGCGCGAGCCAGGUGCAGGGCCCACUCAGGGGGCGGGGCCGGAGCGCAGGGCGCUGCCCGGCGCGCACGCGCGGUCAGCGGCGGCGCGGCGCGUGCACAGCCGGCGCUCGUUCCAGCGGCCUCGCGCGCGCCGCCGCCCCGCGCUGCUCAAGCUCGCAUCGCUGCAGCCUCCCGGGCCCGCCGAGCUGCCGCCGCACGCGCUGGAGCAGGAGGAGACGCCACUGUGACCAAGACCGCCGCCCGCCCCGGCCUCCCGGCGGGUGGCCUGGCCCCGGGGAUCUCCCCGCCCCGCCGCCUGCUCCCUCCUGGCCCAGGUGCAGGCCGGGCCUCCAGUCCCAAGGUCCGGCAGGUGCUCCAUUUUGGACUGCUGCCCGCCUGCCGCUUCCAGCUGAGCGGCACUUCUGUGUUAAUCUCUCGUUGUCACCCUGACUCAGGGACAGGGAAGGCUCCAGAGGCCUGUGGCCAUCCUCCUCACUGCCAGGCUUUGCCCGUGAUAGGCCCUGACCAGCUCCACCCCCACCCCAGCUGGUUCUCACCGUCCUCAGUGAUGCCCCAGGCCCAGAGUGGGGGCUCAAGCCCCUCUGACAGCUUCAUAUCCACUUGCCAGCUCUCCAGACUGCCCACUGGCCACGUGGCAAUCGCAGGAACAUUUUUGCUUGCUUUUGUGUUUUGGCUCCUCCAGCCCAGCUUUUGUCCUGUCUCUCCCCACUGAAGCCCCCUUGGGACAGUCCUGAACCAACAGAUAAGAGCUCUCAAUUGAGUUGUCUUUAGUUGAGGUGGCUGCAGAUGGCCAGGCUGGGCCAAGGGCUAGAGGGGGCCGCACAGGUAACCUCUGCUUCUGAAUCACAGCUAGCUGGGUCUGGCCCCAGUUGACACAAUGGCACAAGAGCACUCGGGGGCAUGGGGAGGCUCCAAGGAGGGCUUGGCUGGGCAUCCUGUGCCCAUCUCUCCAGGCCUCAGGACAGAGCCCUGCCCCUGGCGUGUGAGAGGGGAUGCUGCCUCCAUUUCACUUGAGGAAGACCCGACAGGGCUAAGGUGGACUCGACCCCCACACCCAGAAGCUUUCCUGAAACCACUCAGCUCUCUGCUCAGGAAAACCAAAUGCCCACGUCUCAGGAUAGAAGUGGACAUUCAUAAGUCCAGGAGGGUCAGCAGCAGUGUGCAUUGUUGUUGCUGCACAUCAGGUCUUGGGCAAAAAAGCAUACCUUUUCCUGUUAACACCUUUACUGCUGGGAUAAACAGGAAGACAACGCCAGUUUGUUCAGGCCGCCAUGGCUUCUGUUCAGAGCAGCUUUCCCUGGAAGUGUCAGCUCAUCGCUAAAUCGCUAGCUCAGCCUUAGUGGUCAGGGGCAGGUGUCUGGCUUGCGGCCAUCUUUGUCCAGCCAGGGCACAGCAUGGCCAGCCCAGCAGUGGUCUCCCCACAGCCAGAGAGAGCACUGCUGGAGCUGUGAGGACAGACUGGAGCACCCGCUCCGAGUCCUCACACGCCAAGUUCCCCGCACCUGCCCUGAGGAAGCUGCCUUAACACUGCCUGGGCUGCUGGCCGUGGAGGCUAAUCUCCAUGGCAGUCAGAAGCCAAGCCAGAACAGCAGCUCAGGCAGCACCUGUGGCCAUGCACUGGACCAAUACCAAAGCCAGCAGCCAGGGGGCGAACCUGCUGGACACCUCCUUGACACUCCCUCCACCCCUCCACCAUGGUCGCUGGGCUUGCACAACCAGCAGUGGGACACAACCAUGAUGGAACCAGACUCUUGGCAAGGAGGGGUUGCUCCCAGCAGCUCACCGCGUGUGCUCAGAUGUCCCCAUGCUGUGACCUGGCACCGUGGCUGCAAUUUGGAAGGGAAUCCUUCUGGUCCUUUCCUCUCUGUUGCAAAGCAGAAGGCAAACUAAGUCCCGCGAAUGUAUUUCCUUAGGAAAACUGUUGUAAAACAUUAUUUAUUUAAUACUGCGGUCUACUUUGUGGUACUAUGAAGUACACAAAUUUAGGAAAUUGCUGUUUCUCACUUCUGUAUUUUAUUGAAAAUUGUGUUAUGGUGUUCAAUAUACUGUAUAUUACUGAUCUAUUGUGAAAAGAAUCUCGCCAAAACUAGAAGUGUAUUUUCUGAGUGGUGACAACUGUAUGUCGAUGUUGUGAAUGUAAUCAAACCUUUGUGUACCUGUGAUCACAGGAUGAUGUGCCUUAAAACACCCCUCCUGCCAUGACAUGCAGGGCCUGUCAUGGAGACCCUGCAAUAACCAACUGCUUGACCAAUUCUAUUAAAGACAUUUCAAGGUAUUUGGGUGCAAACUCUGUUUAUAAAUAAAAGG
This is a messenger RNA of Sciurus carolinensis (gray squirrel), 4877 nucleotides long. RefSeq names its product solute carrier family 9 member A3 (gene Slc9a3). The transcript is spliced from 16 exons. Gene Ontology annotation, biological process: regulation of pH; proton transmembrane transport; sodium ion transport. The record is from RefSeq and is a predicted model, not a curated record. Gene Ontology annotation, molecular function: sodium:proton antiporter activity. Bases 143 to 2797 code for a protein of 884 amino acids. Gene Ontology annotation, cellular component: brush border membrane; apical plasma membrane. NCBI's taxonomy places the organism in Eukaryota, Metazoa, Chordata, Mammalia, Rodentia, Sciuridae.